AAUAAUAACCACCGCAGAAACAUCACGCAUGACUCACAGGCGUCACAGCGGAGAUGGCUGGCACCGUUGAAUUGCCGGCGCUGUAUAAAAUGAGCUAUCGCCGAUAGCUGACCGUUUAGUUCCAAGUCACGCGUGGACACCGAUUGACGGUUUCGUUUACAGCACAGCACAAGCAAAAAAGUGGGAAGGUGUUACAGCAUUACCAAUGGAACUGAAUAACUCAGGAGCACACACGUUGCCGUUCGCAUUUUGGCAGCACGACCAAAAUGACCUUGAGAAUGAGAUCGAUCAUGAGCCGUCGGCCGAACUAACGAUUGAAAGAAUCGACACCUGUCUAGAGGAAAAUGGUCUCAAUCAUCGGACGGAAAAAUUUGAACUUAUGAGCACAUCCAAUGCCAAAGCGAAACCUUCCCAGCUCGUCGUACGCCGUGGUGAAGAGUUCCUUGUGAAGCUGAUCUGCAGCCGGCCGGUGAACUUGAAAACGGAUGCCAUAUCGCUCGUCCUAGCGGUGGAUCCUAUAGCAAGUGAAUGGAUCAGCCAUGGGCAUGGAACGGUCGUUUACCUGAUACUGCAAACAGGCGAUAACAAUGAGGAGGAAGAUUCCGACUGGAGUGCAAAGUUACGAUCGAUGCAAGUUAAUGAGGACGGCCUAAUGGAGCUGCUCGUUGCAAUACGAACUUCACCCACCGCGUCCGUAUCCCGGUGGACGCUGACUAUCAACGUCAAGUCGGAGGGAGUGGAAGAGAGCAACAGCUAUCAGCUAGAUCAACCGUUCUAUCUACUAUUCAAUGCCUGGUGUGAAGAGGAUCCAGUUUAUCUUGAGGAUGAGGAUCAACGGCGCGAGUACGUGCUGGAGGACAUGACGAUGAUCUGGAAGGGAAACGAACGCAGCUUCUAUCCCCGCAAAUGGAAGCUCGGCCAGUACGAGGAGAACAUUCUCGACUGUGCGCUCUGGCUGCUCGGCGACGUCGCUCGCCUUUCCGCCACCUACCGGGGCAAUCCGGUCAAGGUGUGCCGUGCCCUGUCCGGCGUGGUCAACAGCAACGAUAACUACGGCGUCGUAACCGGCAACUGGAGCGGUAGCUAUGGCGACGGGACGGCCCCAACCGCUUGGACCGGGUCGGUCAAGAUCCUGCAAGAGUACUACCGCACCGAAAGCCCGGUCCGGUACGGCCAGUGCUGGGUGUUUGCCGGUGUACUGGCCACGCUCUGCCGAGCGCUCGGACUCCCGUGCCGCAUCGUCACCAACUUCUCGUCCGCCCACGACACGGAAGCGUCCCUCACGGUGGACGUAUACCUGGACGAGGAGGGCAACGUUAUGCGGAACUUUUCACGCGACUCCAUCUGGAACUAUCACGUGUGGAACGAGGUGUGGCUAAAGCGUCCCGAUCUUGGUACGGCCGCGUACGACGGUUGGCAGGUGAUCGAUGGAACACCGCAGGAAUUUUCCGACGGCACGUACAAGCUCGGUCCAGCACCGGUCGUUGCCGUUCGGAAGGGGCUAGUGAACGUGCUGUACGAUUGUGACUUUGUGUUUGCGGAGGUGAACGCAGACAAGGUGUUUUGGCGCUACCGGGGCCCCGGUAGGGCGUUGAAGCUGAUCCAGAAGGAUACGGCCGGGAUUGGGCAGUUCAUUAGCACGAAGGCGAUCGGUGUGGAUGAGCGGGAGGACAUUACGGCCAGCUACAAGUGCGGUGAACAGUCGUCCGAAGCGAAGCUUACGAUGCUGCGAGCGCUCAAGCUGGGCCAGAGCUGUCUAACGAAGCACUACCUCAAGCAGGUGAAGAUUGAGGAUCGUUCCUCGAUCAAGCACGAGGGCCGCGAUGUGGAGUUCGAGCUGGAGUUGAACGAUCGUGCCCUGGUCGGGGAAGCGUUCAACAUUGUGCUGCGGGUAAGGAACAUAUCACCGGACGAGCCCCACGCGGUCUGCGGUCGGAUCCAUCUCAACCACAUCCUGUACACGGGCAAGAACAUCAAAACCAUCACGAGCCACCCGUUCACGGUGGAGGUGGAACCGAGCGGAGAGGAAGUGAUUGAGGUGCCGGUCGCGUUCGACGACUACUACGAGCCGGGCAUGGAUGAGGCGAUCUUUAAGGUGACCAGCUUCGCCACCAUCGAGGGUGCGGACUAUGAGUACUUCUCGCAGGAGGAUUACAGCCUCCGCAAGCCAGACGUCCAGCUGGAGUUGAGCGGUACGCCGUUGCUGCGCUCUUCGCUCAAGGUUAAGGCGACGUUCUACAAUCCACUGCCGAUUCCCAUCACCGCCGGAUCGUUCCAGAUUGAGUGUUCGGGAUUGUGCAAGAGUCUCACCAUUCCGAUUGAGUUUGUUGACGCGAGGGACAAGUGUGAAGUCACCUUCCUGAUUCGACCCUCGUUCAAGGGAAGCACUCAGCUGUCGGCUAAAUUCCAGUCGAACGAGCUGAGCGAUAUCGAAGGGUCGCUUAACUUUGAGGUGGAAGAGCGCGAGGAAAACAAUACACUGCAUGAGGUUUUAUUUUUCUCCUAAAUUGGAGAUCUAGAGCAAAUGAUCGAUGCAACACAGUACCAGUUGUAAUAAAAAAAGUCGUAAAAUAUAAACCAAGAUGUCAGCCAUUUGCCAUCACGAUUCAAUACCAAUCACCAAUAAACGAUCGGGAAUUAGUUGUUACCACAGAUCACCAAUAAAACUUAAAAGUAUGCUAUAAAA
Messenger RNA from Anopheles gambiae (African malaria mosquito), 2686 nucleotides. Its product is annotated as annulin. Gene Ontology annotation, molecular function: protein-glutamine gamma-glutamyltransferase activity. The transcript has 4 exons. Gene Ontology annotation, biological process: peptide cross-linking. Bases 206 to 2506 code for a protein of 766 amino acids. The record is from RefSeq and is a predicted model, not a curated record. NCBI's taxonomy places the organism in Eukaryota, Metazoa, Arthropoda, Insecta, Diptera, Culicidae.